AUGCAUGUUAGACCUAAUCCAACACAAGGAAUUACUUCAGACGAAUACGCGCCAUUACUUCACCAAAUGGCAACAAAACCUGAUAACCUAGAUAUUUCACCACCUCGCAUAGAAGCUGGAAGUCCACUACCAACACUUCAAAGUGAUGGACAGGGUCACUAUUUAGUUCCAUAUCAAGCCGUCGUCGAUCUCUAUUUAAACAACACGGAUGUUGACGAGCAUCCAUUCCAUUUACAUGGUUAUAGCUUCUGGAUUAUUGCAACGUCGAACUAUCCGCAAGCCGAAUAUUUGUACUACGAUAACUAUGUUCUACGUGACGUUGUGAGUGUGCCAGGUUCUGGCUGGGCUAAAGUCCGAUUUGUCGCUAAUAAUCCUGGUGCUUGGCUGUUUCACUGUCACAUCGACUGGCAUAUGAGUGCUGGAAUGGCAUUGGCUUUUAUCGUUUCCCCUCAACAACUACUGACUGAAGGAUACACAGUUCCUAAGAAUCAGAAAAAAUUAUGUCAAGCACUACAAGAAUUCAAUGCAGAGAAUGCGACAAAUAACUGA
This is a messenger RNA of Rotaria sp. Silwood1, 549 nucleotides long. Lineage: Eukaryota; Metazoa; Rotifera; Eurotatoria; Philodinida; Philodinidae. The record is from the annotation of a GenBank genome assembly.